AUGGAGGGCGGUGCACAAGGAGGAGCGUCCCAGGGGAUGGCCGGGCUGAUGACCGGGCGCAGCACGUUCGGGGGGAACAAGCGGCGCAGGACCACGUCGGGGGGGCACAGCAUGAGCGAGGCCCAGGAGGGGAAGAUCAAGCUGGCGUUCUUCGUGGCCAUCGUGGGCGUGGUCCUCACGGUGCUCGGCGUGGGGACGGAGUUCUGGGUGGAGCUGUCGGCGCCGAAGACUUUCUACAACAAUCAGACCUGUCUGACGGCUCACUACGGGCUGUGGAAGGGCUGCACCAAGACGCUGUGGGUGGCCGACAUCGACCCGGAGAGGGAGAGCUGUGGACCGGCUGAGCUGCAUGGAGAAUCCAACUGCACCUACUUCAAGUUCUUCACCACCGGAGAGAACGCGGUGAUGUUCCAGAAGACGACGCAGAAGAACCUGAACGUGGCGGCGGCCAUGUUGGUGAUGUUCAGCCUGUUCCUCAUGGUGAUGGGCGCCAUCUGCAUCGUCAUGGCUCUGAGUAAAGAAAUCCUCUUCUUCUUGAAGCCGGCGUCGAUCUGCUUCAUCCUGUCAGGCGCCCUGGUGCUCCUCUCCCUCAUGGUGUUCCACCAGUCGGUCCUCGCUCUCCUGGCCAGCGACCACACGGUUCCUCUCCACCACGAGCUCUCCUGGUCCGUGUCGUGCAUCGGCUGCGCGGGCGCCGUCCUGGUGGUGGGGGGGGCCCUCUUCCUGCUGCUGGCGCUGCCCGUCAGCCCCUGGCAGAGGUGCCUCCCUCAGAAGGACAGCAGCAGCUAG
Messenger RNA from Pleuronectes platessa (European plaice), 789 nucleotides. RefSeq names its product voltage-dependent calcium channel gamma-6 subunit-like. The transcript has 6 exons. The coding region runs from base 1 to 789 and encodes 262 amino acids. Gene Ontology annotation, cellular component: L-type voltage-gated calcium channel complex; membrane. Lineage: Eukaryota; Metazoa; Chordata; Actinopteri; Pleuronectiformes; Pleuronectidae. The record is from RefSeq and is a predicted model, not a curated record. Gene Ontology annotation, biological process: regulation of calcium ion transmembrane transport via high voltage-gated calcium channel; calcium ion transmembrane transport. Gene Ontology annotation, molecular function: voltage-gated calcium channel activity; calcium channel regulator activity.